Oryza brachyantha (malo sina) is the source of this 1435-nucleotide messenger RNA. Its product is annotated as 2-oxoglutarate-Fe(II) type oxidoreductase hxnY. The record is from RefSeq and is a predicted model, not a curated record. The coding region runs from base 276 to 1280 and encodes 334 amino acids. The transcript has 11 exons. NCBI's taxonomy places the organism in Eukaryota, Viridiplantae, Streptophyta, Magnoliopsida, Poales, Poaceae.
GCCGUCCCUGGCCAGCGAGAGACCCCCUUUUGCGUUGCGCUUUUGCAAACCUUUUCUUUUCCAGUUCUUCGCAACUCCCCACCUAUAUAUCGUCGCCUCACUCCAAUUCGGCGGCUCCAACUCCGUCGCUGCCUCCCUCUGCUGUUCAUCGAGAGACGCCGGCAGCGGAUCACGGCGGCGCCGGCUGGCCGACAAGAAGCACCCAGAGGCAGAGGCGGCGGCGGCAGCAGGCAGGAAGCAGAGAGGAGCAAAUCCAAGGGAGGGAGAGGGAGAGCAUGGAGUGCUCCAUCUCGAGGACGAAUCUGAAUUGCAUCAGCCUGGCGGACCCGGACACCCAGAAAUCGGUCGCCCUCCUCAAGCAGGCAUGUCUGGAUUCAGGCUUCUUCUAUGUGGUGGAUCAUGGAAUAAGUCAGGAGUUAAUGGAUGCUGUUUUUGCCCAGAGCAAGAAGUUCUUUGACCUUUCCACUGAUGAGAAAAUGAAGCUUCUCCGGGAUGAGAAGAAUCGAGGCUAUACACCCAUGCUAGAUGAGAUUCUUGAUCCUGAAAAUCAAGUGAAUGGUGACUACAAGGAAGGGUAUUAUAUAGGUGUCGAGGUAGCAGAAGAUGAUCCACAAGCAAACAGACCAUUCUAUGGUCCAAAUCAGUGGCCUUCCGAUGAGGUAUUGCCAAGAUGGAGGAAGGUGAUGGAACAAUAUCAUAGUGAGGCACUGAGAGUGGCAAAAUUGGUUGCAAGGAUUAUUGCUCUUGCUCUAAACCUAGAAGAGGACUUCUUUGAUAAACCAGAAAUGCUUGGGGAGCCUAUAGCCACAUUAAGGCUCCUGCAUUAUGAAGGUGGACAAAAAACAGAUCAAGUCUCAAAUCCUGCAAAGGGAGUUUAUGGAGCAGGUGCCCAUUCUGAUUAUGGCCUAAUCACUCUCUUGGCAACCGAUGAUGUAGUUGGUCUCCAAAUAUGCAAGGACAGGAAUGCUCAGCCCCAAGUAUGGGAAUACGUAGCUCCUGUAAAAGGUGGUUUUAUUGUCAAUCUUGGUGAUAUGCUUGAACGGUGGAGUAACUGUAUUUUCAGGUCAACCUUACAUCGAGUGGUAUUAGAUGGACGAGAACGUUAUUCUAUUGCCUUCUUUGUGGAACCAAGCCACGAUUGCAUUGUCGAGUGCUUGCCAACCUGCAAAUCCGAGUCGAAUCCUCCAAAGUUUCCUCCAAUCACUUGCUCGGCAUACCUGUCGCAGCGGUACAAGGAUACACAUGCCGAUCUAACCGCUUACAGCAGCAACAAGGCGUAGAAGGCGACGCCCCCAUUUUGAUCUCCACCCAGCUCCGAGUAAAUAAGAUGUAGAACCUGAAAUAAUAAUCCCAUAGGAUGGAUUAUGGUAUUGUACUAAUCCCAGUGUAACCCCAGCCUUAUAGUGAUAUACCAGUGGUCAGUGUUCAUGAUUCA